Messenger RNA from Salmo salar (Atlantic salmon), 4618 nucleotides. The record is from RefSeq and is a predicted model, not a curated record. NCBI's taxonomy places the organism in Eukaryota, Metazoa, Chordata, Actinopteri, Salmoniformes, Salmonidae.
AGGGUAGAGCAGAGCAAAGGGGGCAGGAACAGAAAUACGAACACACUGUGACUGGCUGGCUGUCUGACUGACUGACUGGCUGGCUGACUGACUGGCUGACUGGCUGACUGACUGGCUGGCUGACUGAGAGAGAGAACACAAUCCUUUGUGUUUCUGUUGCUUUUUUUAACCUUUCCUUCUUCACUCUCUCUCGCUCUCUCUUCGCUCUACUCCCGCUCUCUCUCUCUCUCUACGCUCUACUCCCCUCCCUCUCCUUCUCUCUCUCCCUUCCUCCCCCGUCCCUGGUGUGUGUGUGUGUACGUGUGUGUGUGUGGACCUCAGGAAAACAGACGCUCAUGUGAGAGUCAGGAGCAGUAGCAGCGGUGACUGGUGAGAGGAGAGAAGACAGGAUCAGAGAGGAGAAGAGAGAAGACAGGAUCAGAGAGGAGAAGAGAGAAGACAGGAUCAGAGAGGAGAAGAAAAGGAAUAGAAAAAAGAGAGGACAGCAACGGAGAGGAGACGAAGAGCUGAGGAACACAAUAAAGAGGAGGAGGAGGAGGAGAGGAAAAGGAGGGAUCCUCCUGCACCGUUCCGUUCAGAGUGAGGUCAGACAUGUGAGACGAUGUCGGUAGGCGGCUGCGCGUGUCCCGGCUGUUCCUCCAAGUCAUUCAAGCUGUACUCUCCAAAGGAGCCCCCCAACGGCAGCUCCUUUCCCCCCUUCCACCCCGGCACCAUGCUGGACAGAGACCUGGGCCCAACCCCCAUGUACCCCCCCUCAUACCUGGAGCCUGGAAUAGGGAGACACACACCGUACGGGAACCAGACAGACUACAGGAUAUUUGAGCUCAACAAACGGCUACAGAACUGGACAGAGGAAUGUGAUAAUCUGUGGUGGGAUGCGUUCACUACAGAGUUCUUUGAGGACGAUGCCAUGUUGACCAUAACCUUCUGUCUGGAGGACGGGCCCAAGAGAUACAUCUCCUCCUCCUCCUCCGCAGCGAUUGGCCGGACGUUGAUCCCGCGGUACUUCCGGAGUAUAUUCGAGGGGGGCGCCACCGACCUUUACUACGUGUUGAAGCACCCCAAAGAGUCCUUCCACAACAACUUCGUCUCGCUGGACUGUGACCAGUGUACCAUGGUUACGCAGAACGGAAAACCCAUGUUCACACAGGUGUGUGUGGAGGGUCGUCUGUACCUGGAGUUCAUGUUUGACGACAUGAUGAGGAUCAAGACGUGGCACUUCAGCAUCCGACAGCACCGUGAACUGAUACCACGCAGUAUACUGGCCAUGCACGCCCAGGACCCCCAGAUGUUAGACCAGCUGUCUAAGAACAUCACCAGAUGUGGACUGUCUAACUCCACCCUCAACUACCUCCGACUGUGUGUGAUUCUGGAGCCCAUGCAGGAGCUGAUGUCCAGACACAAGACCUACAGCCUCAGCCCCAGGGACUGUCUCAAGACCUGCCUCUUUCAGAAGUGGCAACGCAUGGUGGCCCCGCCAGCUGAACCAGCCAGACAGGCCCCUAAUAAGAGGAGGAAGCGUAAGAUGUCAGGCGGCAGCACCAUGAGUGCCGGAGGAGGAACCACCACCAACAACAAGAAGAAGAGUCCAGCUAGCAGCUUCCCCCUGUCCAGCCAAGUACCAGACGUGAUGGUGGUGGGAGAGCCCACCCUGAUGGGAGGGGAGUUUGGGGACGAGGACGAGCGCCUGAUCACGCGGCUGGAGAACCAACAGUUCGACGCGGCCAACGGCAUCGAUGACGAGGACAGCUUCAACAACAGCCCCGCGCUUGGCGCCAACUCUCCCUGGAACAACAAGGCCCCAUCCAGCCAGGAGAGCAAGAGUGACAACCCUACGUCUCAGGCCUCACAGUAGAGGAGGGGGGGGAGGGGAGGGGCUUCCAUAGUCUUAAAGGGGUUUCCUCUCCUUGUGGGUGUGUGUCAAUUGUCUGUAGUGGCUUCCUGACUGUUCUUAUCUUUUUCUCUUAAAGGGGCAAUCCGCAGUUGAAAAAAUAACAAAGCGUCACCCCUACCUCCUUGUUUUAGUAAAAAGCUGAGGGAUGGGCCUGGAGAAAUGUAACCACUCUAAAAUUCAAUUCAAGGACUGACCAUCCAAGAUAUAAAAAAUAAAUAAGAGUUUUAAGCAUGCUUUGAGGCUAUACAGUUUUUCAUUACAUUUACAAUGGUUACAGAGUAAAACAAGUUUCUAUUGUGGGUUGUGGUGGGGUACGUCAGUUGAAUGAAGCUCCUGAGACAUUUCUAGGUUAAAUUCCUCAAGAAUCAACAGGUACAUAUCAUUUAUUUACAAGUCCAAAAUAUGGAUGGAGUGACUGCGGAUUGCCCCUUUUGGAACAUGGAUUUUAUCUAGGCCUGUGGAGUAGAAGGAGGAUCUCACUGGUUGAUCGAGGUUUCCUUUCCUUGUCUACCUUCCUACAUCAGUUCUGAUGUGAGAGCUUGGCAGGUGAAAGGAAACGACUGAGAAGCUGUUUCUUAUAUGGGCCUCCUCCAUACCUGGCUCUCCUAGCUGGUCUUAUAAGGAGAGACCUGAGGAGAGGGAAGGCGCUUGGGACAGUUGAGAUGCACCCAGGUAGGGGGGGGCGGUGGGGUAGGGAGAGGGUGGUUGAGUGGGGGAAGGGGGAAACGAGGAGUCGCUGAUGGACGACUACUCACACAUCUACCUUCAGAAGAAUCAUGGUCACUAGAUAUGGAGUCUUAAGUCUGGUCCACUCUGCUGCUGCACGUGUGUGUGUGUGUGUGUGUGUGUGUGUGUGUGUGUGUGUGGCUGUACUUGGUCAGAACAAAAGCCUGGACUGUGCCAAAGCUAGCGGACCGGAGUUGAGAUCCAAUCAGUUUAAAAUGCUUUCACAGACACACACACACACACACCAUUGAAGGAGUACUGAUCCGACCUUUUAACAGAUAACAGAAAGCAUUUAAACAACAACAACAUUUUAGAGUUUUAUACCAGUCUCUAUUUCCCUAGAACGUUUUUAUUUUGUUUUCUACUCCUGCAUUUGAAAUCUACUUUUUAUUUGUUCUUUUUUACCGACGAUAUUGAGAAGCUAACAGACCAAGGAGCCAGAAAACAGGACUGCUUUUAUUCUACCCCUUCCCCCCUGAAAAAAUAUAUUUGGUUUGUUUUAAUAUCUUUUAUGUUUUAAAGAGAAAUAAUUGUGGAUGUUUUUCUGUUUUUUGAGAUUGAUUUUCUCCUUGUUUUUAGUGUAUUUGUGCUUGUAUAUUUAAGGUAGUAGCAAAGUUCUGUACGACUGUAUUCUGACUUAGAGGUUCCUGAAGCCAUUCUGAUCUAAUGGAAAGAAACGAAAUAAAAAAGAAAUGGACAAAAAGAAAACACAUGAACCUCUCAACCAAUCCCCCCUCUCCAUCUCCUUCUCUCUCUCUCUCUCUCUCUUUAGAGUAUCCAUCCUGAUCAUAACAGUGACACCUCUCUCUCUCUCUCUCUCUCUCUCUCUCUCUCUCUCUCUUUAGUGUCCAUCCUGAUCAUAACAGUGACACUCUCUCUCUCUCUCUCUCUCUCUCUCUCUCUCUUUAGUGUCCAUCCUGAUCAUAACAGUGACACCUCUCUCUCUCUCUCUCUUUUUUCUUUCUUUUAAAAUGUUUUUUACUUGUGUACAUUCAUUUAUAAAACCCUGGGGUACAGUCACCAUUGAGAAGACAUGUUUGCAUCUUCCAGUUCAGCAGAUUUAUUUUUUCAUUUCAUUUUUUUCUAUUUAUUUUUAAUGAAAUAUCAGAUAUACGUUCUGUUUCUCCACCCCCCCUGGUUACACACACUCAUCCUAAAUGUACACUACUAUUAGCAAAUAAGCUAACUAUCUACUGCUGUUUAAGAAGUCUGAGAAGACAACCUGACAUAAUUCAUCCAUGAUUGUGUCCCAAAUGGCACCCUAUUCCCUAUCAAGUUAUGGUCGAGAGUAGUGCACUACAUACGGAAUAGAGUGCCAUUUGGGACGCAACUCAACUAGUUAUUCAUGUUUAACUGAAGUCGUAGGGUUGUAUAUAUUUCCAAUACCUGUGUUGUAUAGGCUUGAUCUGUAAUAUUGAGCCUGUUGCGCAUGUGUUUGGUAAUACCUUCAAUUCUCACAAGGGGGCGCUGUUAGAGGAUCGCAAAUAAGAUCAUUUUAUAACAACUUUAUACAUCCAGUUCAAACAUGUGCUAGCAGUGAUAUGAUCUGCCCCCCCCCCCUCCCCAAAGCACCCUAUGUAGUGCAGUACUUUUGAUCAGGGCCAAUAUGAGAACAGGGGGGCCAUGUUGAGACAUGGCCCAUGUUAUUUAGUUCUGUAAAUGUUGUUCCAGCUCUGUCAAGUACAUUGUGUACAUUUUCAGUACAGCUCUGGCUUUUAACCGGUAACAGAGAGAGUCUGUCCCGAAUGGCACCCUAUUCCCUACAUAGAGCACUACUUUGGACCAGGACCCAUUGGUCCUGGUCAAAAGUAGUGCACUAUAUAACGGAACAGGGGGCCAUUUUGGAUGCAGCCUAGAGAAAGGUGACUGGUACCCUAAACCAACCCUGUAGAAAAAGCCUUGUUUGAUAUUUUGGUUAGUUUUCUGCCCUUGAUACUUCUUGAUUAAUUAAUUCAUGUAUGGUACCAAUAAAAAUAUACAUUUUCACUUUAAAAUGAA